Messenger RNA from Penicillium subrubescens, 1041 nucleotides. Its product is annotated as NADP-dependent oxidoreductase. Bases 1 to 1041 code for a protein of 346 amino acids. The record is from RefSeq and is a predicted model, not a curated record. Gene Ontology annotation, molecular function: oxidoreductase activity. Gene Ontology annotation, cellular component: mitochondrion. The transcript has a single exon. NCBI's taxonomy places the organism in Eukaryota, Fungi, Ascomycota, Eurotiomycetes, Eurotiales, Aspergillaceae.
AUGGCUACUAACCUGCCCCAAAAUGUUAGAGCAGUCCUCCAGCCGGACCCUAAGGUCGACACCCUUAUCCUUACCGAGACGGCCCUCCCUAUGCCCAAGGAAGGCGACACCGAAGAGCACCUUGUGCAGAUCAAGGCUACGUCGCCCUGCCUCAGCGAGCUCACUUGGGAGCGCUACUUCCCGGAGGCCUUCACCACCGACCGCGAGCGCGUCCCCGGCACCGAGGGCGCUGGCGUCGUCGUCACGGCCCCUGCUAGGUCCCCCUUCAAGCCCGGCGAUGAGGUCUACUUCCGCAACCAUGCCGACCGCCGUGGCUGCCUCAGCGACUACACGCUUAUCAAUAAGAGCAGCCUCGCCCUCAAGCCUAAGUCGCAGAGCUGGGUCGAGGCCGCCGCCACGCCGCUAAGCUCCCUGACCGCCUACCAGGGGCUCUUUGAGCACGGCCUGCUCAACCCACGGGCUAUCGUCACUCAGGGCGGCGACGCUAAGGCUCGUGAAGCUAACGGCAAGGUGAGGGUACUCAUCACGGCGGCGAGCGGCAGCGUCGGUAGCUGGGCUGUGCAGCUCGCUGCCGCGGCAGGCGCUGGCGCUAUCGUCGCUAUGUCUGGGCCCUCCAAGGUUGACGACGUGCGCAAGGCCGGCGCCACAGAUAUAAUCGACUACACUAAGCAGUCGGUCGCCGAUUGGGCUGCCCAGGACCCGUCCUCGACGCAGUGUGACAUGGCGCUCGACUGCGUCGGCGGCGACUCUCUCGCCGGGUGCUGGACUGCCGUCAGGGAGGGCGGCGUGCUGCUCAGCGUCUCCGACUCGCCCGACCGCGUCAGGCCCGCGUCCGUGGCGUCCAAGAAACUCGCUAAGGCGACCUGGUUCCUCGUCCAGCCGCGCGGUAGCGACCUCGCCGAGAUCGCAAAGGUAGUCGACGCGGGUAUAGGCAAGCCGUGGAUCGACAGCGCCGUAGAGUUUGAGGACUUCCAAAAGGCGUUUGACAAGGUGGAGACGAGGCAUGCCAAGGGCAAGGUGGUGAUCAAGAUCACGACAUGA